UUUGUGAUAAUCUUUAGCUUUACAAGUUUUGUAUAACUGAAAUAAGUAUAUAAAAUGAAAGAAAUUUCAUCCCCUAAUCCAUUUCGUCAUAUCCCCCAUGAUGCAGCUCAAGCCUUACUCGCCAAGAUGUCGGCUUGAGCACAACUGAGCAGAACAUUUCACAUAAGUAUCUACAACAUAGCGGAGGCUCGAGGUCAAACCACCUUGUGAUAUCAUUUAGGGAAUUACAAGGAAGAACGUAAUCCUAGGAAUUGAAACCGUGUUUAUUUUAAUUGAUCGGUUUCUUAUAAGCUUGAAAUCGUGUUUGUUUUGGCAGUAAUAGUUGCAAAGACGAUAGUGUUGCCCUCCGCGGUUGGCUUGCAGUGUUUAUACGGAUUAUUUCACCAUGUCUGAAGUCAGUCAAGAGUCUAUUAUCAUGACAUUAUUAGAGCAGAUACGAGCGCUCGAAGAAGAGAGAGAUAGUGCUUUAGAACUUGCUAAUAAACUCAAAGGAUCAAAGACUACGGAAUGCAACUCCGGAAAUGACGAAGAAGCAACGAGUGAAAAUGAUACUUUGCAGUCAGUUCUAAUGGGUCUGGAGGAAAUGCGAAUGAACGAAGAACAGCGACAAAUUAAUUUAGAGGAGUCGCAAAAAGUUAAAAACAGGGAAUCAGGGAUGGACAACGAGAACUAUAAGGAAAUGCUGGAAAUGUGUAAAAAAUAUUACGGGAAAAUGGUCAGUGAACUGCAGCAAGAAAAAAGUUCACUUCAAAAGAAGGUUGAAUCCCAGCAAAGUCAGCUGCUAGACAAAGACAUGCUUAUCGCAGAGUUACAAAUGAAGCUUGGGAAACAUAAACCAUGAGAUGAACAUUUAAAGAUUGUUGUGCUCAACUGGACUAAAUGUGAAUAACAUUUACUUUUGCACUGUAUACAACUAAUGAAUACCAGUCGUUUCCUCCCGACCAGUUCGUUCAUAAACCAUGGACGGAUAGGCUAGCUAAUAGAUAUAUAGACAGGGCCAUUUUUUAGCGGACCAUUUUCUUUUUAAGUAACUUGUUUAGCUUGCAGUGGUGGUUACUUCCAACCCCCCCCCCCCCCCCCCUGGUUUCGGACCUGUAAAGAGUACAUGCGCACAAAAAUAUGUCUAUUUUUCGUAUACAACAAAAAAGGAAUAGCACAUACAUUUCAAUCUGAAAUUUUUAGAGGCAUGCAAAUGCUUAAAAGUCAAGAUACAUGUUAAUUUUAAUCUCUCAGCCAAUGAGAGUAAAACUUUGAUUAGAGUUGCCAUAAGGUGUAACAUCCAAUAUACACACAUUAAUCACACUUAAUUAUAAAAGCACAGUUAAUUAGUAGUGUUUGUAUCUUGAAAGUCAGAAGAAAGGGGAGUAAAAUGUCUAAAAAAUGCCUUGAAUCUAAAUUGUAACCAUUCUCAAGCUCAAAACUUUUGAAAAUAAUUAUAUCAGACACCAUGGAUAGAAUGGGUAUUAAAUUAACUUUUCCCCUGUUACCUCCCAUAUCCUUAUCUUUAAAUCCUUUAACAACGAGUACACAUGCUCAUAAGCCUAUGAUACCUAUAAUCAUUAAUGUUAUUUCAUUAUAUGCUUUUUCAAAAUGUUGAAUUCAUCUUGAUCAAACGAGUUUUCAUAUCUUAGGGUCGAAAGUAACAAUGCAAAAAUGUAUCUACUUCUAUUGAACAAUAAACCUGACAGACUCAA
Nematostella vectensis (starlet sea anemone) is the source of this 1694-nucleotide messenger RNA. RefSeq lists its product as uncharacterized. NCBI's taxonomy places the organism in Eukaryota, Metazoa, Cnidaria, Anthozoa, Actiniaria, Edwardsiidae. Bases 386 to 841 code for a protein of 151 amino acids. The transcript has a single exon. The record is from RefSeq and is a predicted model, not a curated record.